Molecule: messenger RNA, 1047 nt
Organism: Cordyceps fumosorosea ARSEF 2679
Lineage: Eukaryota; Fungi; Ascomycota; Sordariomycetes; Hypocreales; Cordycipitaceae
Product: endochitinase
Exons: 1
Coding region: 1-1047 (348 amino acids)
Biological process (GO): carbohydrate metabolic process
Molecular function (GO): hydrolase activity, hydrolyzing O-glycosyl compounds; chitin binding
Source: RefSeq, a predicted model, not a curated record
AUGGCACCAUUUCUCCAAACAAGCCUCGCGCUGCUUCCGCUGCUGGCCUCGACCAUGGUCGGCGCCUCACCUCUCGCCCCCCGAGCCGACACGUGCGCGACCAAGGGAAAGCCGGCUGGCAAGGUCCUCCAGGGCUACUGGGAGAACUGGGACGGCGCCAAGAACGGCGUGCACCCGCCCUUUGGCUGGACGCCGAUCCAGAACCCGGACAUCCGCGCGCACGGCUACAACGUGCUCAGCGCCGCCUUCCCCGUGAUCCUGCCCGACGGCACCGCGCUGUGGGAGGACGGCAUGGAUACGGGCGUCAAGGUCGCCAGCCCGGCCGACAUGUGCGCGGCCAAGGCCGGCGGCGCCACCCUCCUCAUGUCCAUCGGCGGCGCCACCGCCGCCAUCGACCUGAGCUCCUCCGCCGUCGCCGACAAGUUCAUCGCCACCAUCGUGCCCAUCCUCAAGAAGUACAACUUUGACGGCAUCGACAUCGACAUCGAGGCCGGGCUCACCGGCAGCGGCAGCAUCACCAGCCUGUCCACCUCGCAGGCCAACCUGAUCCGCAUCAUCGACGGCAUCCUCGCGCAGAUGCCGGCCAACUUUGGCCUGACCAUGGCCCCCGAGACGGCCUACGUCACCGGCGGCAGCGUCACGUACGGCUCCAUCUGGGGCUCGUACCUGCCCAUCAUCAAGAAGUACCUGGACAACGGCCGGCUGUGGUGGCUGAACAUGCAGUACUACAACGGCGCCAUGUACGGCUGCGCGGGCGACUCGUACGAGGCCGGCACGGUCAAGGGCUUCACGGCGCAGACAGACUGCCUCAACAGCGGGCUGACCAUCCAGGGCGUGACGAUCAAGAUCCCCUACGACAAGCAGGUGCCGGGCCUGCCGGCGCAACCCGGGGCGGGCGGCGGCUACAUGUCCACGGCCAACGUGGCGCAGAUCCUGUCCAACUACAACGGAAAGCUAAAGGGGCUGAUGACCUGGUCGCUGAACUGGGACGGCUCCAAGGAAUGGACCUUUGGUGACAACGUCAAGGGGGCUCUGGGGACUGCCUAG